Monopterus albus (swamp eel) is the source of this 7057-nucleotide messenger RNA. Its product is annotated as ubiquitin carboxyl-terminal hydrolase 31-like. The transcript is spliced from 16 exons. The coding region runs from base 989 to 4927 and encodes 1312 amino acids. NCBI's taxonomy places the organism in Eukaryota, Metazoa, Chordata, Actinopteri, Synbranchiformes, Synbranchidae. Gene Ontology annotation, biological process: protein deubiquitination. Gene Ontology annotation, molecular function: cysteine-type deubiquitinase activity. The record is from RefSeq and is a predicted model, not a curated record.
AUCAGUGUGCAUACUGUUCAGAGGGAUGGAGCAUCAUCCAGCAUCACAUGCUGGUACCUUCUCUCCUCCAACAUGGACCAGUGUUUGGCUCUGACGUCAGCCGUUACCGCCCUGCCUGCAGUAUCGGUGCCUACAGAUGAGGAUGGAGACGGGAGAGGCGGCCUCGCCAUGAAUCCCAUCCGGAGGGCGAAUUAAGGCGCACGAAGACUUAACUAUCCAAAAACUUUCGGAUGGGUACACUGAAACGUGCACCUUUCAAGUCUGGCACACGAAGAGAUGCUUCACGGCAGCCAAACACGGGAGCAGCGAGCUGAGCCGCUCCGGUCGGGGGCUUCCUCAGUUUGGCAGAGCUCCCGCAAGCGCGCCCACUGUGGAGGAGAUUUAGAGAAGAGAUCCACUGGGUGAAGAUCACCAACACUUCAGAUUCCAACACCACCGUGGAUUUGAUGACCAGAGUGGAAGGAAUACCUUUUAAAAGGGUGGAGCUGCGCUUUUUUAAUAAAUGAUGAGGAAUUUCGCACGUCACUCUCAGCCAAUAGGCUAAUUGUUAAAGGUUGAUUUGAUGUUUGUGUCUGACAGACAUUGUAUCCAGUGGUGGACAACCACAGCGCCUUGUUUUUGUGUCUGAACAAUGACACGGGUGAUGUGAUUUCAGCGGACCGACUGCUAGAGGUGAUGGCUGCUGCCUGGUGCGGGACUCCCCCAGCCAUUCAUGGAAAGCGCCCUGACAGUGGCUCUCCACUGUUUAUGCAAUCCGACGCAGUGUUGCAAGUGGGAUAAUCUGAUGCCACUCUGCUGUCUCCAUAUGAUAUGAUCCCCAGAACUAGCAGACCUUCAUGUUCCUGUGACAUAUGCUCAGGCCUUGUAGGCUAUAAACAUAAAGUGAAGGAGCUGUCGCUGCACGGGGAUGAGGAGGCGAUGCUCUUCUGAACAGGGUGCCCUCUUUGGAUUUAAGGCGUAAAACGCGGGGAAAGCCUUCAGACUGACCAUGUCAAAAGUUGUCAGUAGCAAGGAGAAGAAAUCCUUCAGCAAAAAGCUCUUCCGGAGGAGCUCGGUGCGCUCAGUGGGGAGCUUUAUGAACAGAGUUCUCCGGACUCUGUCGACUCUGUCUCAUUUUGGCACCGACGAGCAGGCCGCCGAGGACGAGAAGGACGACUCAGCCUUGAUCCCGACCACCACCGCAGGGUCAGUCCCGUCCGACGACAGUGACUGCGGGGGAUUUCCCUUCGGGGACAAGGUGCCGGGUGUCGCCGGACUCAAGAACCACGGCAACACCUGCUUCAUGAACGCUAUCUUACAGUGCCUGAGCAACACGGAGCUGUUUGCUGAGUACCUGGCUUUGGAGCAGUUCAGAGGGGGAGAGACGACCAGCAACAACGAAAAGGCCAAGUCUAACGGGGUGCUGGUGCAGAAAAAGGGGAGCCAGCAGCAGGAGGCAGGAGAGGUGACUGAGCAGCUGUCCGGGCUGGUUCGGGCUCUGUGGACCUUUGAGUACACCCCUCAGCACAGCAGAGACUUCAAGAAUGUGGUGUCAAAGAGCGCCCUUCAGUUUAGGGGUAACUCCCAGCACGAUGCCCAGGAAUUCCUCCUCUGGUUGCUGGAUAGAGUUCAUGAAGACCUGAACCAUAUUGUCCACCCUGACAGCAGACCCCCCAGGAAGCCUCCAGUAGAAGAAGAAACUGCCCCUGAAGGAACUCCACUACCAGCACCUGGCUCUUUUGUACAGGAGCUGUUUCAGGCACAAUACAGGUCCUCCCUGACUUGCCCUCACUGCCAGAAACAGAGCAACACCUUUGAUCCUUUCCUCUGCAUCUCACUGCCAAUCCCAGUACCUCACACUCGGCCUUUGUAUGUGACGGUGGUGUACCAAGGAAAGUGCUCUCACUGUAUGAGGGUCGGAGUGGCAGUGCCUCUCUCUGGCACUGUGUCCAGGCUGAGACAAGCUGUGGCCCAAGAGACCAAAAUCCCUGCCCAACAGAUUGUCCUCACUGAAAUGUACUAUGAUGGCUUUCACCGCUCCUUCUGUGAUGAUGAUGAGGACCUCGAGGCCAUUCAGGAGAGCGACUCCAUCUUUGCCUUCGAGACACCUGAGCUAUUCAGGCCAGAGCAGAUCCGCUCCAAGCGAGGCGGGAGCCCACAUGCAAAUCUCAACCAGAACAACUUGAAGUAUGGCACAGAUAAUAACAGGAUAUCCACACAAAUACAAGAGCCUACAACACCACCUCUGAGUCCUAAUAAGAAUAGUGGGCAGGCUGAGAAGAUUGUCCUCUUGGUGUGUAACAGAGCCUGCGCUGGACAGCAAGGACGCAGGUUUGGUAAUCCAUUUAUUUUGUAUUUGGAGCGUACAGUGACCUGGGACACACUACAGAAAGAGAUCCUGGAGAAGAUGCGGCACCUUUUGCGCCCUGGAGUCUUUGUGCAGGUGGGGCCCUUCACUUUGCGUGUGGUGGGAGUGGUUGGAAUCACAUACCUCUUGCCUCAGGAGGAGCAGCCGCUCUGCCACCCCUUGGUGGAGAGAGCAUACAAGGCUUGUGGUCCUGGAGGGCCACCUCAUGUCAAAAUUGUUGUUGAAUGGGACAAGGAGACGAAAGACUAUCUGUUCAAAAGGACUGAGGAUGAAUACAUCCCAGAUGCUGAAAGCGUGCGUCAAGUAAAGGAGCAGCACCUUCAGCCUCAGACCUGCUCCCUUGCCCAGUGCUUUCAGCUCUACACCAAAGAGGAACAGCUUGCUCCUGAUGAUGCAUGGCGAUGUCCACAUUGUAAGCAGCUUCAGCAGGGCAGCAUCAAGCUUAGUCUCUGGACCCUGCCAGACAUCCUCAUACUUCACUUGAAGCGCUUUAGACAGGAUGGAGAUCGACGGAUGAAAAUGCAGAACAUGGUGAAGUUCCCACUGACGAGCAUGGACAUGGCACCCCAUAUGGUAAAGAGGAGCCAGAGUAGCUGGAGUCUCCCCUCCCACUGGUCACCAUGGAGACGGCCUUAUGGGAUGGGCCGUGAUCCUGAGGACUACCUUUAUGACCUGUAUGCGGUGUGUAACCAUCAUGGGACCAUGCAGGGAGGACAUUACACAGCUCACUGUAAGAACUCCAUUGAUGGACAGUGGUAUUGCUUUGAUGAUAGCGAUGUUCAUCCCAUGUCUGAGGAUGAGGUCUGUAAACAGACUGCUUACAUUUUGUUUUAUCAAAGACGUGCCACUGUUCCAUCUUGGUCUGCCAACAGCUCCGUGGGAGGAUCCACCAGCUCUUCCUUGUGUGAGCACUGGAUUAGUCGGCUGAUGGGGAGCCGUCCACCCAGCCAAGCCUCAUCUGGCUCCUCCAGACGCACCUCGUUGGCCUCUCUCUCCGAGUCUGCCGAGUUUGCUGGUGAACGGAGCGAGGACGAUGGCUUAUCGACCCGACCAGCUGUAAGGGGCAUGCAAAGACAAACAUUCUCCUCGAGAUCUUCCAUUGCCAGUCCACUGGCUCUCAGUGAAAAUGGCACUAAACCGUCCUGGUCACACUCUGCUAAGCUCCAGCUACGCUCCAACUCUCCCUCACGCUUCUCCCUGGAGUCCCACUCCUCUUCCCAGACACUGGAGAGGAUAGGAGAGGUGGUUGAUAAUAAGCUGUCAACCUCCUGCUGCACUGGGUCACCUAAGCCAGACAGAAUGUCAGGGGGCAAGACGGCCCUGGCAGCUUUGGAUAGUAAUCUGAGCAGUAAGAGGCUGAUAGAGCAAAUUCAUUCCAAGGUUGUGGCACAGGCAGAGCAGAGGAGCUCCAUCCAGGCUGGGGAUAACAAGAGUGUAGUCACUGCUGCUGAACAGAUCAGUCCCCGACAUGGGGCAGCUGCAAAGGAGCCGAAACAAAGGAAUGGGGCAGCAGAUAUCUCUGGUGUCAAAAAGACUUCAGCAAAGACAGGGUUAGAGAGUGAAAGGAGUCCCAAGAAGCGCCCUGCCAUCUCCUCAACAUCAUCCAGCUCUCUGUCUCCUAAGUCCCCGGCCUUUGAUAAGUCUCCCUCUCGAACACAGACCAAGGCUGCACCAUCAGCAUCAAACCCCAAGGACAAAAAUGAUGGACCUCCCAAAACUAGCAAGGGUGGUUCCUCAAGAACAGCAACCCCCUCCAAGAAAGGGUCAUCCCAAACCCCAGAGGUAUUACACCCUGACUCUGCCCAACAGAGAAAGAAUGGUUCUCCAGGAUUACAAAGCUCAUACCCUCAGAGGAGGACAUCUCCCAGGGGGGGAGGCGACAAAAGCUCAGCUUCAGGAAGAACUAAAGCAGCAGACAGGAGCACUAGCCGUGAAUCCUCACGGACCAAUGCAGUAUCUGAGAGGAAGGUUAGCCAUGGAGGUCCUCCCUCCAGGUCAAGUGCUGCUAGUAGAGUGGAGGCCAGGCCAGGUCGGACUGCGGAGAACAGGACAGUGGGUCGGAGUUCAAGCAGUAGCUCCUCCAUGACUAGUCUUCGUUCCUCAAGUGUGGGUGUUUCCUCAGCAAGCGUCACCCCACCAUUAAGGGGACCUCGUAGCAACAGUAAGACAGAAGACAAAGGCUUGUCCUUCUUCAAAACUGCUCUGAGGCCCAAAGAGACACGUAAAUCAGCUGAUGGUGGGAAAGCAGGGGCGGGUGAAGGUAAAGGAAGUCCAGAGGAUGGUGGUGGAGAGGCAGCUAAAGAAGGAAUCCCGCAUGGAGCAAGCAAAAAAGCUCAGAAUGUGGCUUCAGAAGCCCAGACUAUCUUAACCACAGCCAAAGACAAAGAAUCCUCUAAAACGUCAGCUGCAGCUAAACAUUCAUUGGUGCCCUCCACAAAGUCCAAUCUUUCUGGAGCUGAAAUUACCACCCAGUCCUCAGCCAUUGCAAAAGACACUUUGAAGAAAGAGCCUGCUAAAAAAACAUUGCCGUCCAGGAAAAUCCCCAUCAGCUCUACACAAACUAGCCAGAGGUCCAAGUGACAUUAGUCGGUGCACCUGAUAGCAAUCUUUCUAGAGCAGCUCUGAGGUCUUUUAACCACCAAACAAGACAGAAUGUCUGACAGCACCUGUAGCUUUUCAGUGCCAGCUGCCACACUGGACACUUACUGUCCACAUUGUUAAACAGAUAUGUAGGAACGGAUUUUAACAAAGCACUUUGUAUAGAUUGCGUUGAUAUUGAGGAAUAUUAUCUUGUAUUGUACAUAAGCAUGGACUGCACAUAUAAUGAAAUUACUGCCUUGUUCUAUCCGUAGCAUGGCUGGGAAAAAGUAAUACAUCUCAGUGGUAGGUGAAAAUAAAUGGGACUUUGCACAAGAUGGAAAUAUAUUGAUGGAAGGAAACUUUUGUGAUACAUCAACCUUGGACUACUCAGUCACCAAAGGAAGUUUACUGGCAGUUUUUAACAUGCUGAUGCAGUGCAGCACUGAAUUAUUUCCAAAAGUCUUUAUUCACAGCUCUCCUUCAGUACAGAGAGCCAUAUGUCAACAACAAACACCAGUGCCUCAGAUAGUCAGAGUGAAACAUUUAAUCAAAAUUGUAUAACUACAGGUGUUGGUAAAUUUAUAAUUCAAUUUUAAUAUUUAAACACUGAAAGUGUCAUUUCAAGUAAAACACAAUUACACAUAUUUAACCUGAACUGCUGUUUAUGAUUUUGAUAUAAAUUGUGCAACAACCUUUAAGAUGUAUUUUUGUGCAGUCAAAAUCAGACAGUCAUCGAGAGGCCGAGGAGAAGUGCAGGAAUGAAGCAUGUAUUGUCUGGAGACCUUUGUUUGUAAUGGUUUUUAAAUGUAUGUGUUUUACUUACCAGUCUGUUACCCCCUCAGAUGACCCGCCACUGUCCCCCCCUCUUCCCUCCAGCUGCUGAUGCCAACACUUAACCGUGAUGCCCAUGUUCCUCGUGGGGAUCAGCCUCUUCAGACUGCCAGACAUCUCCAAACAUUCCUCUGACUUGAACACAGGGUUAAUGUACAAAACCACUCCACGCACACACACAGACAGCGUAUUCAGAGACAGUGGGAUGCCUUUGUUGAACACCAUACAUGUACAUAGAGCAUUAUGGUGUGUUUGAAUCAGCUCACAUUUCACAGAGAUCACAGCUUGUGCACAGCUUUAGCUUGCAAUACAAAGCAAAUAGGCCCUGCAGUGCGCUGACAUAGACUGAGGAAAGAGAUCGCCAUUCCUGAGGUACACGACAGUUGUUGCAUGAUAAAUUGCUUAUGCAUGCACUAAACUAUGCAAGCAGAUCCUUGCUAAUGCCCACACUGAGUAUGUGCUACUCUUGGAUGUGUAUAUAUUUCUAAGUGUAUAUUUUUCCAAAUGCCAGCAUCAGAGAGCAUGUUAAGGCAUCUUUUAUUAAGGCUUUGUUUGCACAUUUCCUCAAAGUAAUAUAGAUUUGGUAUGAAUGAUAAGUAUUGCUCGUUCACCCUCUCAAAGUAAAUCAGCUCACUGCAAAUGAAUGUUUUCUCUAUUGUAUUCAUUUGUCACAUGUUUUUCCUCAUGAAAAGGUUUAACCAGGGAGCUUUUCAUAUGGCUGUGGCAAAAGAACAUUGCAGCACUUUACAACUUGUGGUAUAACUUUCAUUUCUCAUCAUAGUUUUAGGUGUGAAGUGCACAAGAAACUCCAAUGGCACAUUAAGAGACUGAACGAUUGCACUGGAAGGCAUCAUAAGCUAAUUUUAUAACAGGCGUCCCACCAAAUACAAAUGUACUACUGACAUAUAUAUAUAUAUAUACAACAGAAUUUUAGAUGCUGUACACAGACUGUCUAAGCGCCAUGAUCAAGGAGGAAUGAACAUCAUUGACCCAAGCAGCUGGACCAUGAACCACUUUGCAGUCUUAUAGUACUCGAGUCCAGCACUCGGCUUGUCCCCCUCGAGUCCAGAUUUUCAGGACUCGUGACUCGACUUGGACUUGACCACUGAUGACUGGGACUUGAAUUCGAGCAUUGACUGCAUUUGGACACGGAAGAUGGAGACAAGGGCUUGGACUUUUUUAAUUUUUAAAAAUUGAUUUAUUUAUAUAUUGUUUUUUGUAAUAGGCCAUAAUGAUUUGGCCUAAGAUAUUGAUAUAAAAACCUGUUCACCCCUACUAUAUUGUAUCUGGCACACUUCC